AGACAGUAGGAGAGGUGAAGGCAGUAAUUAACAGAUAUGCACCAGAGGAAAGCUGAAAUGGCCAAACAUUCUGAUGCCUUUAUUGCGUUACCUGGUGGCUAUGGAACUUUAGAAGAGCUGCUUGAAGUCAUUGCUUGGGCUUAUCUUGGAAUCCAUGAUAAACCGGUAGGAUUAUUGAAUGUAGAUGGUUACUACAAUUCCCUCUUGACGUUUAUUGACAAAGCAGUGGAGGAAGGAUUCAUCUGCCCUAAUGCCCCCCAAAUUUUUGUAUCAGCUCCUAAUGCCAAGGAACUUUUAAAUAAACUCGAGGGGUAUUUUCCCAGUGAUGAAUCAAAACUUAAUUGGGAAAAUGAGAAGUCAGAAUAUUCCUCCAAGAUGAUUCUCCAUGCCACCUCAUCAUGAGAAGACUAAUUUUAGAACAAUCAAGAAUGUAUAACUUAUUUUUCAGUUGUUUUUUCUUACUAAUAAAGUUGGAAACUGAGAUGACUAUUUCUCUCAAUUAUGGCCAAGUGUUAAUAAUGAUUA
Messenger RNA from Solanum tuberosum (potato), 525 nucleotides. RefSeq names its product cytokinin riboside 5'-monophosphate phosphoribohydrolase LOG4-like. Gene Ontology annotation, molecular function: hydrolase activity, hydrolyzing N-glycosyl compounds. The record is from RefSeq and is a predicted model, not a curated record. Gene Ontology annotation, biological process: cytokinin biosynthetic process. NCBI's taxonomy places the organism in Eukaryota, Viridiplantae, Streptophyta, Magnoliopsida, Solanales, Solanaceae. Gene Ontology annotation, cellular component: nucleus; cytosol. The transcript is spliced from 4 exons. Bases 37 to 402 code for a protein of 121 amino acids.